Molecule: messenger RNA, 2237 nt
Organism: Camelina sativa (false flax)
Lineage: Eukaryota; Viridiplantae; Streptophyta; Magnoliopsida; Brassicales; Brassicaceae
Product: casein kinase 1-like protein 8
Biological process (GO): protein phosphorylation
Molecular function (GO): protein kinase activity; ATP binding
Source: RefSeq, a predicted model, not a curated record
GUUGUAAAAAUUAGGGAUAAGGAAAAAAAAAAUAAAAAAAUUCCGUUCUCGUCUGAUUUCUUUCUCAGUUUUCUUUUAACGUUUGGUUUCGUCUCUAAUUCGUUAUCUUCCCUUCCCUAGGAAAAAAAAAAUCAGGAAAAAUACUGAAUCAAGCUGUGUCGUAGAAGUCUAUAUAGAUCAGACGAUAAUCGAAUCCAAAGACCUAAUCUUUUUUUUUUAUUGGUUGGUUGGUCUGACUCUGAUUUCGUCGGUCUCUUUGUUCUUUUCGCCUUUUUUUUUUUUUUGUAUAUUCUGUAACCUGAUCUGAAGCUUUUGUCAGAGAAGUUUGUCAGAUGACGAUGUUGGUCAAUGGGUAAUUUUUAGUUUUGGGUAAAGGCAGAAACUUUAAGGUCGAAAUCGAUUCAGCGAUUUGAUGUUGAUUUUGGUGAUUUGAUUGAGGGAUAAUUGAAGGGUUUCUUAGUGGAAUUAAAUUGGGGAUCUUUGAAUUCGAUCAGGCUUAUAGAGAGCUAGGGAACAGGAAUUGAGAUCUGGGGUCAACUUUGGUUUUUUUUCUUGGGGUUAGUGUUUAAGAGAUCCAAGAAAGAAGGAGACUUGUUGUGAUUUUUGGAGAACGAUGGAUCGUGUUGUUGGUGGCAAGUAUAAGCUUGGACGUAAACUUGGAAGUGGAUCAUUUGGUGAACUUUUUCUAGGGGUGAAUGUGCAAACUGGUGAAGAAGUGGCUGUGAAGCUUGAACCUGCGCGGGCUAGGCAUCCUCAACUUCAUUAUGAGUCAAAGCUCUAUAUGCUUCUUCAAGGAGGAACUGGGAUUCCGCACCUAAAAUGGUAUGGGGUUGAGGGUGAAUUCAACUGCAUGGUGAUUGACCUUUUGGGUCCGAGCAUGGAGGAUUUAUUUAAUUAUUGCAGUCGGAGGUUCAAUCUAAAGACAGUUCUAAUGCUCGCAGAUCAGAUGAUAAAUAGAGUUGAGUAUAUGCAUGUCCGGGGAUUUCUUCAUCGUGACAUUAAACCAGAUAACUUUUUGAUGGGUCUUGGACGCAAAGCAAACCAGGUCUACAUCAUUGACUACGGACUUGCGAAAAAGUACAGAGAUCUUCAAACUCAUAGGCACAUUCCCUACAGGGAAAACAAGAAUCUAACUGGAACAGCUAGAUAUGCAAGUGUUAAUACUCAUCUUGGAAUUGAGCAAAGUAGGAGGGACGAUCUGGAAUCUCUUGGUUACGUACUUAUGUAUUUUCUUCGAGGAAGUCUUCCUUGGCAAGGCCUUCGUGCGGGUACCAAAAAGCAGAAGUAUGACAAGAUCAGUGAAAAGAAAAGGCUUACACCUGUAGAGGUUCUCUGUAAAUCCUUUCCACCUGAGUUCACAUCAUACUUCCUCUAUGUACGAUCAUUGCGGUUUGAAGACAAACCAGAUUAUCCAUACCUAAAGAGGCUAUUUAGGGAUCUCUUCAUUCGAGAAGGUUAUCAGUUUGAUUAUGUAUUUGAUUGGACAAUCUUGAAGUAUCCACAGUUCAGUUCCGGCUCCAGCUCGAGCUCCAAACCAAGAUCAAGCCUGAGACCAGCUUUGAAUCCUCCAGUACCAACUGCCGAAAGACCAGAUAGACCUUCAGCUGGAGCUGGGAACGACAGUCGUGAUAGAUUUUCGGGUGCCUUAGAGGCAUAUGCCAGAAGAAAUGGCUCAGGAAGUGGCGCGGUUCAAACUGAUCGAUCUAGACCAAGAACCUCAGAGAAUGUAUUAGCAUCAUCAAAGGAUACAACACCGCAAAACUAUAAGAGAGUAGAAAGACCAAUCUCUUCAACAAGACACGCAAGUUCUUCAAGAAAAGCUGUUGUCUCGAGCGUUCGAGCCACUUCUUCAGCUGAUUUCACAGAGAACCGCUCGAGCAGAGUCAUCCCAAGCAAUGGCCGUUCCUCAACAGCUCAAAGGACUCAGCUUGUUCCUGACCCGACCUCUAGACCAUCGUCUUCUUCUAUUGCCCGAGCUGCGCCGUCGAGGACUGCUCGUGAUAUCACGCUCCAAAGCUUUGAGCUACUCACCAUAGGGAAUGGGAAGAGGAAGUGAGAGGCUUUACGGUGGUGAGUGAGUGGAGGAAACUGUGACAUGUUCUGAAUACUUUGCUUUUAUCUCGCAAAAUUAUCGGUUUCCUAAUUUAAGGAAUAAAUCGAACAUCAUUUGAUUACAAGUUAUAUGUGAUAAAUAUAUAUGGUUUUAACUCGUUAAUCUCUUAGCUAAUGUUUUUAAA